This is a messenger RNA of Trichoderma aggressivum f. europaeum, 1008 nucleotides long. RefSeq lists its product as uncharacterized. The transcript is spliced from 3 exons. NCBI's taxonomy places the organism in Eukaryota, Fungi, Ascomycota, Sordariomycetes, Hypocreales, Hypocreaceae. Bases 1 to 1008 code for a protein of 335 amino acids. The record is from RefSeq and is a predicted model, not a curated record.
AUGGAGCCGACAAAAGAUGACCCGAAUGGGCGCCAACAUGAUGAAGACCCGGCUCAGGAGCAAGACCAGGUCGUACAUAAACAAGAGCCACAGAAGCAACCGCUGGCGGAAGACGAGAACCACCUGCUCCAUCCUCAUAUCAACCGGGCUACCAGCCCAUCGUCCACCAUCAGCUCAGGUUACGGACCAACCCUUGGCAUGUAUCCGGCUCACGACGAGGGAUUGCCUGAGGUUGUUCCAGAUUCGAGCCCCCAGGCAAUGUCCCGCCUCGAAGCCGAGUACAAGCGCAAGUGGCUCGACGGCGAUGCGCCGCAGAUGGUGAUUCCAAAAGAGGUAGACACGAACAAGAUUGCCGUCAUGGGAGGAGAAGAGCAAUCUUCGGUGACGCCAGACGGGAUGUCGGGAGAUGUUGAGGGGGCACAUAAGGGGAGGAAAGGAGGAAAGAGGAUCUGCGGACUGCCACGGAGGACGCUGUGGAUUCUUGUGAUUGUUGCUGUGAUUGUGCUCGCUGCGGCGAUAGGGGGUGGAGUUGGAGGAGGACUGGCGGCGAAGAACUCUAAGGGGGAUGCUCCUCCAGAUGCUGCUUCGACAACAUCUAGCACACCAUCGUCGACUUCAACAAGCUCAACUACGUCCACAAAAACAAGCUCAACUACAUCCUCAUCCUCAUCACCAACCCCGUCUUUCCUCAACAACCAAACAACCUCCGGCAACACAUUCGCCUUCCAGGCCUUUUCCAACGACACGUUCCUCGGUAAAGCCACCACCAUCAUCGACGACGAGGGCGGCACGGAUCUCGGCUUCGAAGCCCACAGCUACGUCUGGCUCCCGUCGGUGACGGACUGCUGCAUCACGUUUUGCACGAACGCUACGAGCAAGGGCAUGGUUGGGUGGUUGUGCAGUCAGCGGAAGCAGCCCAAGUCGUCGGAUCCGUUUAAGCGGGUGUAUGUGUGGUGUCACCAGAAGCAUGAGAAGGCCAAUGCCAUUUGUAUAGAUCCGAAAACUUAG